CGGCCAACGUGGAGGCCAUCUUGCGAAUUCUGUCCCAGUACACACCGUCGAGAUGAUGCUGGGCGAUCCAUUCGACAUGGCCCCGCUACGCAACCGCGUGUUCUGCACGUUCAUGGACUGUGCCACGUGCGGUCAGUUCUUCCGCGACGCGUACACCAGAAAUUAUAAACCGAACGGCGUCAAGGUAUAUUGCAUGCCGUUUUCUACUCUAAACUAGCCGUUCAUGUCGACAUGUGUCUAGGUGCUUCGGUAAGAACAAUCGUCUACGUUCCACACUACAGGAACGUUGUGUAAGGUGAUGGACAGGUGCUUUCCCCAUUGCUGCCCCGACCACGUCCCCCACAGCUCGUGCGGCACCAGUGUCGUGAUGCAGGUCGCAGGGCAGUACUCUGCCGCCGAAGCCCACUCGUUCGUAGCAUUCGGCCGCUUUGAAACGUGUUCCGAGCCGACGUUCUCUCUUGGCCACCAAUUGCACCUCGACGACAUGCAAGUCUCAUGCAGUGCCACGAACUCGCUAGCAAUGUGGUUUCCCAGCGACAGUCCGUCGGACGAGAACCCGCGGACGUUCACCUUCAAGGAAAAGCAACACACCCCAUGGCAUUACGGAUGGACGAGCGGCGCCAGCGCGGCCCUGCGCAACACUCAGCAUGUCUUCAAGGGGUACUUGUUCCACGUCAUGGCAGAGUCCCCGAAUGUGCUGCAACUUGUGGGCAUCGCGCAGUCUCCUGGGUUUAUCAUUGUGCCAUACAAACCUCUGGGACACGGUACAUACCUACCACUGCCAUCUCGUACUCGUCAUUCAAUGGUUCAUGCAGAGGCGGUGGACACCGUGCCGCCCGAUUCCAUCUCAGUCGACAUCAUCGACGUUGCGCCAGCAUCGUCGGCCUUCGACUGUCACUUUGUCUCGUGCCAGUGCGAGAAACCCAUGUUUGGCGACAACUAUAUCCGGUGCAACCGAGCAAACGGCCGCAAACAACUCAGGUGCUUUCCGCAUUGCUGCCCGGAACACAUAUUGCACUGCAGCUGCGGCGGUCCCAUCAUGUGCGGCGUCAACUUGUCGCUCGCGCCGCCCCUCGCACGGCCCGCCAAGGAACUCGUCAUGUAUGCGCACGGCGAGCGCUUCAACAUGCCCGAGCUGCACCUGCACGACGAGCUUCCACACGACCUGAUCCUGUCGCGACUCCACCAGCCAGGCAACGAGCGCGGCGAUUGGGUCAAGGGCGUGGUGCAGCCAGGCAUUUCCACCCCCACGACGUUGUUGUUCAACUUCAACCAAAACUCGAGGCAAGCGGGAUGGCCGUACAAUUGGAAGGGCAGCGCGACCAAGGUGGACCGCAACCGUAAACACGUGUUCAAGGUAAUGUAAACCGACCUGCUCCUGCUCACGUCAUAUAUACGAUGGUGACGUGAUGCUUUACACAGGCAUAUGUGUUUCAAGUGCUGCGGGGCGGCCACACGCUGCGCGUGGUCAACUGGGUCUCGUCCACGCCGUUCACCAUGUCGUCGUUUCGACGGUGCAACACGACGCCGACUUCUCGAACCAACUCGUACAUUGAAGUGAAACCCACUGAAAUCACAGACCUCGUGGCGCCGGUGCCGCGAAAGCGGUCGCUGGACCGGAUCGAGUCGCCGCCGUCGGUGCUGCAUGACCUGCACUCGGCCGGGUGACAAAAGCACUUCGAAGUACCAUAUUGUUGAAGUAUUAGUGGUGUUCUAUUUAUAUAAAGACUUUUUCGUGGUGGUGAGUUGUUGGUUG
Messenger RNA from Aphanomyces astaci, 1756 nucleotides. RefSeq lists its product as hypothetical. The record is from RefSeq and is a predicted model, not a curated record. The transcript has 7 exons. Lineage: Eukaryota; Oomycota; Saprolegniomycetes; Saprolegniales; Verrucalvaceae. The coding region runs from base 299 to 1366 and encodes 355 amino acids.